AUGACAUCAAAUGUUUUGCCUCAGCUGCAUGAGAAUUACUCCCUACGACCCACUGUAGAGCCUACCGAUGAGUCCAUCCCACCGCCCAAUGCUGCACGACAGCGUCGUCGAAGCGAUUCUGAGUACGCCCGUCAUCGUGCCCUUGGCUCUGGAUCCGUUCGCCGUAACGGUGUGGUUGAACCUGAUCAGCCUACUCCAAGCGGAGGUCGGAGCUGGUUGAUCUACGUUGUUGGAACUAAUUUGUCAGAAAACCACCCGGCUCUCACAACCCCCAGUCUCUUUACUGAUAAUCCCACAUAUGAGGACAUGAUCCUUCUUUCGUCACUUUUGGGCCCAGCCAAGCCUCCUGUUGCCACUCAAGCCGAUGUCAAUUCUGCCGGCGGAUUGUUCCGACUUGUUGAGUAUGAUGGCUCUUUGGUUGCAGAGUCUAUUAAUGGCGCUGGCGCCAUUCAGAUCCAGGAUGGGGAGCGGUGUCUCAUCUGCCUGAGCGACUACGAGGUGGCCGAAGAAGUCCGGGAGCUUGUCAAAUGCAAGCAUGUCUUCCACCGGGAUUGUAUUGACCAGUGGUUGACUACUGGACGAAACUCGUGUCCUCUAUGUCGAGGUGAGGGUGUUGAUGAAACCCCCAGUAACAGUGGCCCUGCUUCUGCCGACGCCGUUCCAGCUCCAGCUCCCGAGGGUACCGCUAUUUGA
Molecule: messenger RNA, 693 nt
Organism: Penicillium pulvis
Lineage: Eukaryota; Fungi; Ascomycota; Eurotiomycetes; Eurotiales; Aspergillaceae
Product: RING-H2 finger protein
Exons: 3
Coding region: 1-693 (230 amino acids)
Biological process (GO): protein ubiquitination
Molecular function (GO): zinc ion binding; ubiquitin protein ligase activity
Source: RefSeq, a predicted model, not a curated record